AUGCCGCUCUCGACCUCAACUCAGACCACGACGGCGGUAGGUAUCUUCAUGAAGAACGGUUCGGGUGGUUUUCUCGGUGAUCUCGAGUUUUACGGUGAAAAUAUUGGCUUCCGUUCUGGAUCUCAGCAAUAUACCCGCGCAUACCGGCCAGAUUCGACCUUCGACUCAGUUCCGUAUCCGAUUACCUUGCGCAACGGCGGACCCUAUCCAGAUAUUGUGCUAGAUAACUUGUAUGUCGAGGAAUCAGCUGCCGUAGUCUUGGAUGGGACUGGCACCUACACUCAGGGUUUGUUGGAGCCUGCCCCCAGCAAACCGGCGAGCCCCUUGGAUGGGAAUGGCAACUAUUUUACCCAGUCUCGGCCACAGUACCAGACUUACUCGGCUAGCCAAUUUAUUCUCGCCACAGCCCACGGCGUGUCCAACAAUGCCACAAGGGACCAGACGGAUACCAUCAACAGUUUGUUGAGUAGCAACGUCAGCUCUCCAGUCUUCUUUCCAGCCGGUAUCUACCUAGUAAAAGGCACUGUCUCUGUUCCCCUCGGUUCGAUCAUCGUGGGAGAAGGCUGGUCACAAAUUAUGGCGACGGGGUCGUACUUUGCCGAUGAAUCCAAUCCUAAUGUCAUGGUCCAGGUGGGUUCACAGGGCGAUGAAGGAAUCAUUCAGAUCUCCGACAUGCUGUUUACCGUUCAGGGGCCGACGGUGGAUGCUAUUGUCAUGAAGUGGAACGUUCACGAGAGCACGCAGGCUGCCGUGUGGGAUUCUCACUUUCGCGUCGGAGGUGCCCAAUAA
Molecule: messenger RNA, 789 nt
Organism: Talaromyces proteolyticus
Lineage: Eukaryota; Fungi; Ascomycota; Eurotiomycetes; Eurotiales; Trichocomaceae
Exons: 4
Coding region: 1-789 (262 amino acids)
Source: RefSeq, a predicted model, not a curated record